GACAGUUGACAUUGUGACAGCCAGCACGAAGAAAAGCGGAAAAAAAUCAAUCAUUUUGCACGCAGUGAAAUAAAGCGCAUUUUCAUUUUUAUUCGCUAUUUUCCACGGAAUACGCUACCGAACUUUGUGCCAAUGAUUCAGUGAAUUGCCGGUGCGCGCGUGAAAAGUGUUCUAAUCCGAUCCGAGAAUGGCCGUAGUGAUCGAAACGACCAUCGGCGAUGUCACGGUGGAUCUGUACCUGACGGAACGUCCCCGUGCGGCCCUGAACUUUCUGAAGCUGUGCAAGUUGAAAUACUACAACUUUAACUUGUUCCACACUAUCCAGCAUGGAUUCAUCGCACAAACGGGAGAUCCCGGUGGUUCCGGCGAGGGAGGUUCGUCGAUCUGGGGAGUGCUGGAGGGGAAGCACAAACGAUACUUCGAAGGGGAAGCCGUGCCGAAAAUUAAGCACGCCGAACCGGGACUGCUGUCCAUGGUGUGCGCUGGAGAGGGACUGAUCGGGUCGCAGUUCUUCUUCACGCUGGGACCAGAUUUGGCAUCACUGGACGGUGGAGGACAUGUGGUGAUUGGAGAAGUUACCGAAGGCCAUGAAGUGUUGCGGAAGUUGAAUGAAGCCAUUUGCGACGAGAAGCAUCGUCCGUACAAGGAUGUCAGGAUCACGCAUACGGUCGUGCUGGAGGAUCCUUUCGAUGAUCCGAGAGGAUUCCGUGAGCCGAGCAGAUCGCCGUCACCGUCGGCUGAGCGACUUGCCGGAGGGAGGAUUGCCGCGGAUGAAGAAAUUGACGAUACCGAGGGCAAGACGGUGGAGGAAAUAGCGGAGAUGUUGGCCGAGAAGGAGGCCAAGGCACGAGCUACGAUUUUGGAAAUAGUGGGAGAUAUUCCCGAUGCCGAUAUUGCACCGCCGGAGAAUGUGCUAUUUGUUUGCAAGCUAAACCCGGUGACGACGGAUGACGAUCUGCAGAUCAUCUUCAGUCGAUUUGGGAAGAUCAAGGGGUGCGAGGUGAUCCGGGAUAAAGUUUCCGGGGACUCGCUGCAGUAUGCUUUUAUUGAGUUUGAGGAUAAGAAAUCCUGCGAGGAUGCGUACUUCAAAAUGGAUAACGUGCUGAUUGACGAUCGGCGCAUUCACGUUGACUUUUCGCAAUCCGUGGCGAAGGUACGCUGGCGAGGAAAGGGCAAAGGAAUUGAGUUCUUGGAUGGAAGCGACAAGAAAUCAUUCAAGGACAUCGAUUACAAAGAUACAAGGAGAGAUCGCAAGCGGGCUCCAAGUCGGCUGAGGAAGUCGGUAAGUUCCGGAUCGAGAUCCAGCAAAUCUGCCUCCCGUAGUCCGAGACGUAGACGUAGUCCUGCGAAGCGACAGACAGGAGGCGGAAGAGGUGGUGGCCGCAGAGGGCGUUCGCCAUGGCGCCGCAAUAGUGGUGGUCGCCGUGGGGGAGAUAAUCGUGAGAAACGCGACAAACGAGUCCUGUUGGCGGAUAGUAAUGCUUUUCACCAUGAAGAACGUAAUGGGCGAGACAUUCGGGUGGUCCAAGGCAAGUUGGACUACAAGAAUCGCCCUUAUCCAUCCAGUUUCAUAAAACGUAAUGCGACGGGAGGACGGGCCGCCGGUGGAGGAAGCCGCAGUUCCCGUUCGCCGGUUCGAAACCGACAGCAGCGUCGUUCUCGUUCCCGUGAUCGUCGUCGGUCUUCCCGCUCACGUAGUAUCAGUUACCGUAGGAAACCGUCGGAAUCUCCCGACCGUCCUCAGCGCCGUGAUCGUGAUCGAAGCCCACUCGAACGUCGUUCGUGGAGAAGUCGUUCCCCGCUGCGCCGUAGAUCCCGCUCGCCGGAAUGCAGCCGAAACCGUCGGGAUUCGAGCCCUCCGACCCGUCGCAAUCAAUCCCCCCUCCCCAGAUCCAAAGCGGUCGCUUCGAUUGACAAACAUGGCAGCAAAAAGGCAAAGAAAAAGCAUUAUUCAUCGGAUGCUUCCGAGUCCGAUUCACCGGGUAGAUCGUCCUCCGAUGAGCGUUCCAAGAAGAAAAGCAGCAAGAAGAAAUCUUCGUCCAGCAAGAAAAAGUCCAAGAAGAGCAAGAAGUAUUCAUCCGGCGGCAACAGCAGCGCUUCGGACUCCAGCGACGACGACAAAAGGAAGAAGAAGAAGAGCAAGAGCAAGAAAAAGAAGAAGUGAACUUGAUGAUUUGCGAAUUGAUAACGAAUAGUCAGUAAGAAGCAUCCCCGUUAACUCUAAAUACGAACUGGUGACGAGCUGAUUACCUACUGCUGAUGAGCCUUUUCAUGAUUGAACUUUAAUUGAUUGGAUAUUGGAUGUAAUGAAGAGAAAUUGUGCAAAAUAA
Messenger RNA from Ochlerotatus camptorhynchus, 2330 nucleotides. Its product is annotated as peptidyl-prolyl cis-trans isomerase sig-7. Gene Ontology annotation, molecular function: RNA binding; peptidyl-prolyl cis-trans isomerase activity. Gene Ontology annotation, cellular component: nucleus. The coding region runs from base 188 to 2164 and encodes 658 amino acids. The record is from RefSeq and is a predicted model, not a curated record. Gene Ontology annotation, biological process: protein peptidyl-prolyl isomerization. The transcript has a single exon. Lineage: Eukaryota; Metazoa; Arthropoda; Insecta; Diptera; Culicidae.